Molecule: messenger RNA, 6474 nt
Organism: Phycodurus eques (leafy seadragon)
Lineage: Eukaryota; Metazoa; Chordata; Actinopteri; Syngnathiformes; Syngnathidae
Product: rho guanine nucleotide exchange factor 33
Exons: 12
Coding region: 3710-5764 (684 amino acids)
Molecular function (GO): guanyl-nucleotide exchange factor activity
Source: RefSeq, a predicted model, not a curated record
GUGACGCACUGUGAAUACUAAUUUCCGGAUGCACAGCAUCUAAUAAUGUGUCCCUCACUGGAUGAGGGUCCUACGGUUGGCCUCCAGGCUGCGUUGCAGCUCGUCCAGGAUGUGGGCGCACUGUUCCAGCUGGGGCGCCUCCCCGUCAGGGAAGGGCAUGUGGUGCACGCACAGACCCUUCUGCUGGUAGACCUCCAGAAGCGAGGGCACGCGGUACUUAGACAGCUCGCCUCGCGUGCACAGCACAAACACGUCCUGCACGCCCUGGUUGUGCAGUUCCUCUGCGCACACACACACACACACACACACACACACAGACGAGUGGUUCUCAACACAAAGUAGCACCUAAAUAAAUCAUCAUGACCAACUUUAAAAUACAGCAGUGUAGUAGCCACAGGUGUUCAGCAAAAACAAGGCACAUUUUAGUCCUAAAAGGUAUAUUUGCUAUUAUUGUGAGCUACUAACUUUGUUCUGUUUGAACAUUAAUACUGCAGUUACUGUAGGAAGCUGUAUUUAAAGGGGAACUACCCUCCCCCGCCCCCAAGAAAUUUUUAAGGCAAGAAUAUAUUGCAUGUGCCAGCGCUAGUCAAAACACGGUACUCUGAUCAAUAUUACAGUGACGAUAUGUAGCUCGUUGUUGCUGAUUGAGUGUGUGGGUUUUCUUCUCAGAAAAUAAAGCUGCAUAAUAAGCCGGAAGUGGGAAAUAACACACCACGGUCUCGCAAAUUGCGAAAAUGAAAAACCUAAAAAUGGCGGCCUGCAUCGUGAGUACAUGAAGGAAGAUGCGAUGUUUUAAAUUUUUUUUAGAAUAAAUACUUGGUGGAUUUAGGUAAACAGCAGCUGAUAAAGAUAUGUUGUUAAAUUAUAAACAUUUGACAUUUUGGGUUUAGGGCCCCUUUAAAUAAUGAUUCCAUUAAAAUGUAUUGCACGUCAAUGUAAAAAAAAUUGGACCCACAUACAGUAAAUCAUUUAUGCGAGUCAAAACAUUUAAGAAGAAACAGUUGUAAAAAAGAUUCAAUGCAAUUGUGCUUAAGUGUUAAAUACAAUUGAACUGUAGUUAAUAAAUUCAAAAGUUUAAGCCAUCGGAACAGUAUGCACACUUUAAACGUUUAAUUCAGUGAUUCUUUUGUGUACCACGAGGAGGCACCUGACUCCCACAACCGCACUUUAAGAAUAAACAUCUGUGUAUGAUACUAUUACAGUAUCUGUUUUUAUUUGGAGAGGCUAGUACCGGUAAGUAGUGUCUAAAUCGUAUGAAAGCAGCGUGGCCUCACCAACGUCUUUGUGCAGACUCCUGCGGAUAUCUUUGUAUCUGCAACCUGAACAAACGCACACGUGUCACUUCACUGCAGUCAUCACUAGUAGUCACAUGUCGUCCUAUGCGCGCGCACGCAGUUUGUACUGCGUUCACAAUGAAUGAACAUGUCGACCCCUUUAUACCUGGAAGGGAACAGAUGCCCACGAACUGGGACGAACCCACUUCAGACAAAGGAACCCUGAAACGCAAAACUAUAGUCAUCAACCAUCAUCCAUCAGACGUAGCGGAACCAGAAUCAAACAAUAGGAGGAAGACAAAUAAUUCUAAGGGAAAUAAGAAGACAAUAAUAAACGGAAUAUAUGAAUAAAACUUUAAAAAUGAAAUUAGAAAAAUGAGAAAAGAAACUAAAUAGGAAUAAAACCAAGAAUAGUAAGCGUAAAACAGAAUCAAAAUUUGACCGGAAAAGAAAGUGAAGAAACAAAAUUGGGAAAAUAAAAAGAAAAUUAUACCUAGGAAAAAUGAUUUUAGAAAACAAAAUGAUUAUAAAAAUAAAUAAAAUGACAAGAACAACAACAUUGAAAAAUUAGUCAAGCAAAGAAUAAGAAAAUAAGGAGAAUAGGAAGCAGGAGGUGAAGAAGACGAAAAAGAAAGUAAAGAAGAAAUGUUCUAGGCACACCAGGAAAUGUCAAAAGGAGUGCCCUCUUCCUCACAGACGUCAUCAUCAUCAGAUGAGGAGUCGAACUGGCCGCUCCUCAUGUCUUCAGAAAUACUGCAAGACAGCUGCGUAUUUAUUAUUCACUGUGUGCGUCACUGUCGCCAGUAGCAGUAGCGCUGCUGUCGGUUUAUUUAUUUGUAUUAUUAUUAUUUAUUACACUGCAUGUUUAUUUCAUUUAAGCCGUAACUACAACUAAUAUGACAGUUUGUGAGUUACUUGUUAGGGGGCGGAAUUAGCGAUGGGUUCUCAUACUAAAGUGAAACAAAUUAAUAAGCGUCUUGACUGGUUAAUUCGAACAAAAACACAAGAUAGAACAUCAUUUGUUUUUCGAAAUGCUAACGUUAGCCACAUCGCUUGACGGCGAGCACACCCACGCAAAACCUUGCAGAAAAUAAAAUCUCUAUCGACGCGCAUGCAUCGAAGACACACUCUUAGGGUUAUGUGGUGUAAAAUGUAAAGAGAAUAUAUGGUAACUGUGUCUAAAUGUUCUCACCAGGCACGCGCUCCAAAUGUUUUGACAGCCGCGUCGUCGUCGUCAGCUGUUCCGGCGAUUUGAAAAGUGCGUGAACGCAGCAGCCAAUCAGAACGAGGAGAGCCCAAUUAGCCACGCCUUUUCCAGGAAGCACGAACGCUAACGUCAGGCAUGAUCACACACGUUAAAUUAGAAAGGCGGCUGCUUUAAAAUGACCGGCGGGGAAGAAACGAUGGAAAUUAAAUAUAACAACAAUAAUGCUAAUAACAUUUGUAUGUUUUGUAUUGUUUCAUUAGAUAUAUAAUGUAAUUCAAGUAUAUCUACAUACAUCUACCCUGAAUGAAAUAUCAAUAAUACAUUUUGUUUCUCGCAAAAUUUUAUCCAUAAAAACGUUCAAGUUUAUUGUAGUGGAUUCCUUCAUGGUGACGUCACGAUGGACAUCUGCUGCCCACAGAGUGCUGAGCAAACACUUUGAGCUUGCGUAACACCUUUGUUAGACCAGCGGAGAAAAAGGAAUACAAAGGAGCAUCUUUACGGGUGCAUAAGGAAAAAGGAUAUAUGAAGGUUUUUUUUUAAGACGCGCAGGAGGGGGGAAAAGAGAAUAUAAUGGAGUAUUUUUAGAAGUGCAGGAGGAAAAAAGGGGACCAUUUUUAGAGGUUGAAGUGGGGAAAAGGAAUAUAAGGGAGUAUUUUUAGAGGUACAGGAGGAAAAAGUAAUAUCAAGGAAGGUUUUCACAGGUUCAGAAGGAAAAACAGGAAUAUAAAGGAGUAUGUUUAAAGCUGCCGUACGGGGGGGAAUAUAAAGGAGUAUUUUUAAAGGUAAGGUACAGGAGGAAAGAGAGUGAAAUAAGGAAUAUAGAGGAUGAUUUUUUUUUAAAGAGGUGUAGGAAAAUAGAGAAUAUCAAGAAGUAUUUUACAGGUGCCAUAGGGAAAAAAAUAUCAAGGAGCGUCUUUUGAAAGGACUUUAACUGAGGUAAGUUAUGCUUUUAGCUUUUAAACCCCAUCUUUGACUUGAUGUAAUUCCCCAUUUUUUUCAUAUGAAAUGAGGUGCAUAAAAAUGUCCCCUGAGAAGAAUUUCUUUGGUGGUUUUGUUGUUUAUUUGUAACACGUGCGGCGUGUUUUCAUGUGCCUUAAUGUUCAGCAGACUGCAAGCGGGCUGACCUCCUGCAGGGCAUGCAGGCCGCCCAGCUCUUUGGCGGGCCUUGUCACUUCCUGGAGCAGAGGGGCCGCCGGCGGGGGGGCCCCCACCUCAGCAAAAACAGGUCAUGAAGCCUCAGGAGGCGGAGCUCGUCACGGAAAUCUCCAAGCUGCAGUGCAUGGUCUCGGAGCUGAAGAUGGGCUUCACGGGCGCCCUGCUCGAGCUGGCCCAGAUCCAGCACGGAGACUCGGUCCUGCGUGACGAGCUGGAGGAGAACCGGCGUCGCUGUCGGGAGAAAGCGCGGUGCUUGGAGGUCCUGGUGGAGUCCCUCAGGGAGGAGCUGGGCGUGAUGCGGUGUCAGGUGCUGGCGCUGCGCAGUGACGUACAGCGCCACCAGCAGGACGCAAAGAGCACUGCGGCCACACACACCGAAACUGAUCCUGCGGAGGCGUGCCGCGGAAAAGUCCUGCUGCAUUGUUUCCUGCAGGGCCUCAAAGCUGGACUCACCGAAGGAACAGGUCACAUCGAACAACUCUCACAUUUACCGCCAUUUCGUUUGGGUUACAUUGUGUGUCACUUCACAUCUUCACAUUUAUUUUUCCCCCCUCCCCAUGUGGCCAUACAAGUUCUAUAUCAGACAAAAAGUGAGUGGCGCACUCACGAAUGUUUGUCGAACACAGACGCGCGGCAACAGGUCGCGCUGCGGCUGCUCCAUUCUGAGUGGGAAUACGUGUGCACUUUGAACCAACUCCACGCCAAAUAUAAGACGACAACACCCAGUCGGCACAUGACCACCGAACCUCGCGAGACGUUCGCGUCGUUCGUGGAGCGGCUGCUGCGGCGCCACUUGCUGUUCAGGAACACCCUGCAGGAGCGACUGUCCGCCCAGCAGUGGAAGUGCCUGGUGGGAGAUGUUCUGGUGAGGCUCGUCGGACAGAACGACGUAAGCGUGCGCCGCGGCGGAGGUCCCGAACGCCCCCGAGCGUCACUCGAGCAAAAGUUGUGUUUGCAGACGUCUUUCGCGGACGCGUACGUGGGCUACACCGGCGCGCUGGCCUCCUUCCUCUCGCUGGAGGUCCACAAGUCGGAUGCUCAUGAGGAGAAGCAGGGCGGCCAAGCGGAGAAGGGGGAGGAGCAAAUCCAAGUGCUGUCGCUCCUCCUGGCGCCCGUCUCUCGCGUCCACUGCUACCUGAGUCACAUCCAGAACCUGCUGCAGUGGACGGGCAAAGAGCAUCCGGACUGCAGCCUCCUGCUGGGCACCGAGCGAACGCUCAGGGACAUUUUAUCGCGAUGUCAUGUCAUCCUGGAGGAGGACGUCCGCUGGGACCGCGGGGAAGGACCGCGGCGGCGGAGUUUGGCAGACGCGGUGGCCGGCGGCUCGUCCGCUAACAGCGCCCCUCAGAGGACCGAGCGGGAUUUUGCGGCACCGAGAGAGAGCCAGCGUGUGUCGGGCCUGACAAACGGGUCCGGAGAGGACCGCACCAUGCGCGUGGAGUGCUGGUCCCGCAGUCCGGUGAGACGGCAGAGCCGUCGGCGCGCACCCGCCCGCGGCGGCCUACUCGCGCCGGAGCCUGCGGGCCGCUGGGCGGAAGACGGCGACUCGGGCCCCGAGGAGCGGCGGGGGGAUCCGGAUGACACGUCCGCUUUCGACGACUCCUCGGUGACCUCUCGCGGGGGAGAUGAGGAGGAGGAGGAGGAGGAGGAGGAGGAGGAGGAAGAGGACAGUCAGGUUCCGGUCCUGCUCAAGCCUUCCUCCCAACAACGUUCGGAGAGGAGCGUCUGCCUCCGCUGGCAGAUUCCCAGACGGACCCCCCACCCUCCUCUGAGGAUUCCCGCCAACACGCUGACUCCUGCCAGCUCGCGCGGCAAAAGGCUGGUCACCGUCAGGACGGGAUCGCCGCCGUUGAGAGCCAAGAGCGCCUUUAGGCCCAUCUGGGACAACCCCACAAAGCAGGCUCAAGUGUCUCCAGAGAAGGAGCACAGAGGCUUCGUGCCGGUCCAGACCGCCACCGGGCCAAACUUUGUCACUUUGCAAGAACACCUGAGAGCGGGACAAGGACCGGGACUCGGCCUGGGACAAGGUCUGGUCCGGCCUCCGCCGCCUAGCCUCUCUUUGGCGCCGCCCAGCGGACAAUUGUGGGAGGACAGCGAAGACAGCGAGGGACCUUGCAGCACCGUUUGACAGCUUCUCCAACGUUUUGGGUCCAGAGACCACUUAAAAGGAGAAAUGUUUCCAAGGACCACCUCAUAAUCGUAAUGUCAAUUAAAAUAUAACUACAGUAUGUGUACCUUUACAUUCCAAAGAAGUUGAAGUUAGCUCUUCUUGAGACAAAAAGUUGUGAUGUGACAUAAAAUCUUUUUGUUGUAACAAAAAUUAGACGGCAUGAUUAUUGCACAGGUGUGCCUCAGGCUGCACACAAUAAAAGGCCAAUUUCUAAAACGUGCAAUUUUGAAAAAUGGGAGCAAAACAAAAGGGUUGUUUAUAUUUCAUCAUCCAUCCAUCCAUUCAUCUUCUACCGCUUAUCCGGAUCUCCCGUUCCAUUCUUCCCUCACUCGUGAACAAGAACCCAAGUAUCUUGGACUCCUCCACUUGGGGCAGGAUCUCAUCCCCGACCCGGAGAGGGCACGCCACCCUUUUCCGACCGAGGACCACGGCCUCAGAUUUGGAGGUGACGUCGGAUGGUGGACCAGAAUUUCCUCGAAGCCGUCCGGAAGUCUUUCUCCAUGGCCUCACCGAACUCCUCCCAUACCCGAGUUUUUGCUUCAGCGACCACCAGAGCUGCAUUGCGCUUGGCCAGCCGGUACCCAUCAGGUGCCUCAGGAGUCCCACAGGCCAAAAAGGCCCAACAGGACUCCUUCUUCAGCUUGACGGCAUCCCUCACCGUUGGUGUC